AUGUCGUCUCGGGCGUCUGGCGGCUCACGUUCAGCCGUCCCGCCUCGAAAGCGUGCAAAACGAGUCGACAGGAAAGAGACCGCGUAUAUACGUGUAUAUGGAAGCGAGUGGCAACAGUCAGAAGGAAUAGUCAUUCAGUUUCUUCAACAAGGAUUAUCGGAGCGAGAAAUUCGAGCUGUUAUACCUGUGGGUAGUAGCCGCAUUGUAAGACUGCGGAAAGUACUGGAGGAGGGAGUUGAAACGCUACACACUCGUCGCGAGCCACAACGACCUUGGCAUGCACUGAGUGACGAUGAUAUUGCUGUACUGAAGAAACACUGUGAGACUUGGAUACUUGAAGACGGGUUUCCGUGUGCUCAUAGACGACCUCGGCAUUAUUCCCGGUUCCUACAAUACGUUCACUACUUCUACCCUGCAACCUGA
Molecule: messenger RNA, 423 nt
Organism: Phytophthora infestans T30-4
Lineage: Eukaryota; Oomycota; Peronosporomycetes; Peronosporales; Peronosporaceae
Exons: 4
Coding region: 1-423 (140 amino acids)
Source: RefSeq, a predicted model, not a curated record